This is a messenger RNA of Daldinia decipiens, 457 nucleotides long. RefSeq lists its product as uncharacterized. The record is from RefSeq and is a predicted model, not a curated record. NCBI's taxonomy places the organism in Eukaryota, Fungi, Ascomycota, Sordariomycetes, Xylariales, Hypoxylaceae. The annotation marks the transcript as partial. The transcript has a single exon.
AGCCGAUAUACACAAAGGCAACAACAGGUUGAAUUCAUGCAUUUCUCAACCUACUAGUCAUCCUAUUUUAGAUGACGCCAAGGUCAAUUUACUACAUUUAGAGCUAUUCUAUCAUUUUUGAAGAGACAUCAAUCUAACUAUAGCGAGCACCUGCCAUCCCAGAGGCUAAUGCGCCUUCAGCCUGACAUUGAACGUUGUUUCUUUACCUUCCCUGUUCUUUGUAGCGUAGUCUUCCGUGAGCUUGCUCUCCAGCACGACUCCAGGGCCCUGGUCAUACACCACUACUUCUAUCAAGCCGCACGUAUUUUGCUUACCAGCUCGACAUCUUGGUGGGCCCGCCAAAAGAGCCGCAUCAUUGAGUCCUUAGUUCUACAAGACUUGACAUCGAGGGAGCUGCAAACGUGUAUCUUGGGAGAAGCGAGGGACGGUGAGCUAAACUGAUAACCACAACCAGGUU